This is a messenger RNA of Coniophora puteana RWD-64-598 SS2, 952 nucleotides long. Its product is annotated as phosphatidylinositol synthase. The record is from RefSeq and is a predicted model, not a curated record. Gene Ontology annotation, cellular component: Golgi apparatus; membrane. The transcript is spliced from 5 exons. Gene Ontology annotation, molecular function: CDP-diacylglycerol-inositol 3-phosphatidyltransferase activity. Lineage: Eukaryota; Fungi; Basidiomycota; Agaricomycetes; Boletales; Coniophoraceae. The coding region runs from base 23 to 802 and encodes 259 amino acids. Gene Ontology annotation, biological process: phosphatidylinositol biosynthetic process.
CCCCGGUCCUCCCCCAUAAACAAUGGGUAAGCACGACGGCAAGAACAACUCAAAGGGCUCUCGCAGGCGUCCCUCCAUCGACGUUGUCGACGCCAAGGUCGCCGUCGACCUCGCCACCGCCCAAACCUACUCCGAAAAUGUCUUUCUUUUCGUUCCAAACCUCAUCGGAUACACUCGCAUUCUCCUCGCAGGCCUCUCCCUUCAUUUCAUGAGUUAUCACCCAAAGUACUGCACUAUCGCCUACGUUGUCUCCUGUCUCCUUGAUGCCGUAGACGGUCAAGCAGCACGAGCACUCAACCAGACCUCCAAAUUUGGCGCCGUGUUGGACAUGGUCACCGAUAGAUGCACGACGUCGUGCUUGCUCUGCUAUCUUAGCUCAGCCUAUCCUAGCUGGGCUCUCUUCUUCCAGUUUCUUAUCGCUCUCGACUUCAGUAGCCACUAUAUGCACAUGUACAGCUCCCUCGUCACUGGAUCUCGGAGUCACAAGCUGGUCACCAGUGAUGUCAGUCGCAUUCUGUGGUAUUAUUACAACGACUCCCGGACCCUGUUCUUCUUCUGCGCAGGGAACGAGUUGUUCUUCGUCUCCCUCUAUCUCAUGGCAUGGGUUCACACCCCAAUCGGCCUUGGUCCCUACCACCCAUGGCUGGCCGAGCUUACGUGGCCGCAGCUGAUGGCAAGCCUGUCCCUCCCCGUCUGCUUUGGCAAGAACGUCAUCAAUGUGGUGCAGUUGUGGAAAGCCUCCAAAAUCUUGGUGGGUGUCGAUCUUGCGGAGCGGGCGGCCGCGCGGGAGUCGAAGCAGUAGAGCAUGAAGGACAGUUGUCGGCACUACAGUAUCUAUCCGCCAUGCUUGGGGCCAUUUAGCGUAUAUCGUACCCGCCGCCACGGUGACCGCCUAAUUACUAAAUCUAUCGCUCCUACAUACGUUGGUAUUUUCUUUUUUCGUUCGCUACCC